Molecule: messenger RNA, 2103 nt
Organism: Pelobates fuscus (common spadefoot toad)
Lineage: Eukaryota; Metazoa; Chordata; Amphibia; Anura; Pelobatidae
Product: CYFIP-related Rac1 interactor A-like
Exons: 12
Coding region: 160-1134 (324 amino acids)
Biological process (GO): regulation of actin filament polymerization
Molecular function (GO): small GTPase binding
Source: RefSeq, a predicted model, not a curated record
GUCUGCGGGUCAUGGGAAACCUUAUUAAGGUUUUGGGCAAAGAUUUAGAAAAUUGUCCUCAUUUUUUCCUGGAUUUUGAAAAAUUUCUUGAGCCUGAGCCUCCUGUGUGUGAGUAAAGUUAAAUUCACAGAACUGGAAAUAAAACUUCUAAAGUAUCAGAUGGGGAAUCUUCUAAAAGUCUUGUCUUAUAACGACCUAGAACAGUGUCCCACUUUUUUCCUUGACUUUGAACAUGCUCAGCCCACAGAGGCAGAAACAGCAGUGUGGAAUCAAGUGAACUCUGUUCUGGAAGAGGCACAGGGUGUCCUGGCUGAACUACAGUCAUACAGGGGAGCUGGACAGGAGAUAAGACAGGCAAUACAAAAUCCUUUGGACUUGCAUCUGCAGGAGGAGGCUUGGCGCUCUGUGUGUCCUCUGGUAGCCAAACUCAAGCGCUUCUAUGAGUUCUCCCUUCGACUCGAGAAUGCCCUGCACAGCCUCCUGGAAGCUCUCACAUCUCCUCCAUAUGCACCAACUCAACACCUGGAACGAGAGCAGGCUUUGGCAAAACAAUUUGCAGAGAUUCUGCACUUCACUCUUAGCUUUGAUGAACUCAAGAUGACAAACCCUGCGAUACAAAAUGAUUUCAGUUAUUAUAGGCGGACUGUCAGUCGUAACCGACUUAACAACUUUCAGGUGGACCCAGAAUGUGAUGUAAAUAAUGAGAUGGCCAAUCGCAUGUCUUUGUUCUAUGCUGAUGCAACUCCCAUGCUGAAAACCCUCAGCAGUGCAACAACCAAGUUUGUGUCCGAGAACAAAUCUUUGCCUAUUGAAGACACCACAGACUGCCUGAGCACCAUGGCAUGCGUAUGUAGAGUCAUGUUAGAGACACCUGGAUACCGCAGCCGUUUCACCAGCACUGAGACACUGCUGUUCUGCAUGCGGGUAAUGGUUGGAGUUAUUAUUCUGUAUGAUCACGUUCAUCCAGUUGGAGCGUUUGCCAAAACCUCUAAAAUUGAUAUGAAAGGUUGUAUAAAAGUGCUGAAGGACCAGCCAUCCACUAGCACAGAAGGACUUCUCAAUGCUCUAAGAUAUACAACUCGUCACCUGCACGAUGAUACCACAUCCAAGCAGAUCCGAGCUCUGCUUCAGUGAGGCACAGUAUGAGAUUUCCCCUGCACUGCCACUGUGUUGAAGAGGGGUCUGUGUCUGUCUGUCUGAGUGGGUACCUCAUUCCUGCCUCCCUGCAUCUCUAGAAUAUGCUCUGCUGGAAGAAAUUGACCUGCUCUGCAGAGCUCUGUGUAUGCCGUUUAUGUGCGGGGUCCUGUGCACAAUACUGCUGUGCAGGAAAGCAUUUCCGUGCAGAGAAUUCUGCAGGUGUUCUUUCUGCAGAUUCCUGAACAUAUUGGUACUCUGCAUAAUGUUGCGCAUAUAACUGCACAGAAUCUGGUGUGUGGUACCAUGCAAAGUUCGAUUCUCUAAUCUCUAAAUAUAUUCUCUCUGCAAAGAUUCUUCCUAAUUUAGCUAGUCUACUGUUCAUAUCACCUUUCUGUGGGAUCUACUCUAAGUAUGGUCCUGCAAAGACCUCUGCACACCACAACUAUGCAGAGAAUCACAAUAUACAUCAUAAUCAGAUGUAUCUUCCAAAAAAUAAACUAUAUGGGAAAUCAAUACUUAACUGGAAUGACAAGAUUACAUUAACACCAAUGAUGCUUACACCAUGGGAAGAUUGUUAAUCAUUCAGUUAUAGUUUUGUAAUUGUUUUAUUUAAAAGGAAAUAUCUGGUAACCCUACAGUAUGUGCGUAACAUUACUCUGCAGAGUCCUACAUACAUCCCUGCUCUGUAUAGUCACAUGUAUGUUGCUAUUCUUCACAGUGUAUCAGUUUUGUGCCAAGCCGGACAUCACUGCUGUGUAGGCUCUGUUAAGGAUCAGAAGAGGACAAUUCUCCUACACUCCUGUUCUAAUUAAUUCCCUGAGUUCAAGUGUGUAUUACCAGAUUUAAGAGGUUUCUGUAUAUCACUUCUGUGCAGAGUUCUGAUAUGUGCAUUACUCUUAUGACGUCUGUGGAAAUCCUGUAUAGAUCUACGCAGCACAGCUGUAAUUAUAUGUACUGUUGUACCAG